UUCACACACCCAGACGCAUCUCAAGAUGAGAACUACCCCGCAGCUUUGUUCCACUUGCGAGAGCAUAUCUGUUCCCUCACUCCUCACCACCGCGCGCGAGCACGAUCAGGCUAUACCAUUGGGACCGUUAGAGCAGAUAAUCGCCCGCAAGUCAACUUGUCAGCUAUGCGCAGCCGUCGCAGCCUCGUUCCAAGCUCAACAGGCGUGGUCUCGAACCGACUGCAACAAUGUGCUAAGAUCGCUUCGGGCACGAGGCCACAGUACGAAUGUCGCGUUAUGGAGCUACCAUGUGCUAAAAGCGCUGGACAUGUCGCAUCCAAACCUGCGACUGGCCGUGUCCACCAAUAUCGGAGACGAGCCCAACAUUUUUAGCCGGCGAAGACGUGCUGGGGACCUUCAGCUGGUAGAGAUGGUAAAUUUAGACGGUCCAGCCCGACUGGAGGGCUUGGGCAGAAAAAUUUCCCUACUGUCGGAUAUGGAACUCGCUCGUCGUUGGGUGGAUGAGUGCUUAGAAGAUCAUGGCGAGCUGUGUGGUCACACUGGUGAAUCAGGUCGCAGCAGAGGAAUUAAAAGACCUAAGAGACUGCGCGUCAUCGACGUGAAGAAGAGAUGUCUCGUUUCACUUCCUGCACAAACGGAGUACGUUGCUCUCAGUUACUGUUGGCCCAGGAAGCCUGGGCUUACCAACACCAAGGCCAGUGGCAUCGAUUUUAGCCAAGAGGGUGCUGUGACUUUGUCAAACGGCCUGGGUAAGACCAUCGACGAUGCUUGCUAUGCCGUCCAAGAUCUGGGUCAGCGUUUUAUUUGGGUUGACGCUCUUUGUAUCACCCAGGAUGAUUACGAGCAAAAGACGGAGCAGAUUGGCCAGAUGGACCUGGUGUAUGGCUGUGCUUUACUCACUAUUGUCGCUGCUCCAAAUCAUAUUGAUAACGCUUCGCUAGACCUGGGUCUGCCAGGCUACAAAUCAUCACAGUCAUCCUCACUUCGGCCUGAUCUUACGUUCCAAGUCCAAAGUGUUGUGCUUGCUGUACCUAGUCCUUGCCUCGAAGACGCCCUCUAUGAUACCAGAUGGGUCACACGGGGCUGGACAUACCAAGAGCUUCAUCUUUCCUCCCGCUUGCUAUACUUCACGAGCCACCAACUAUAUUUCCAGUGCGCGUGUGGUAUUCGAGCCGAGGAUACGUGCGGGGAAGGCCUCGAUCGAACGGCAUUUAGGGGGCAAAAUGAAUACGACGCAGAUUUGGGUGACAUAUUUCUUCACCGCGACCAAUACGAGGAUGCGAGGACGGCAAUACGCGCAUACGAUAUCUUUGUCGCUUCUUAUCUGCGUCGAGAACUGUCGUAUGGAUCAGAUAUUCUCAAUGCGUUUCAUGGCAUUGAGAAAGUGCUUACUCAGUCCAUGGGCAUAAAGUUUUACUACGGUCUGCCUCUGAAAUGGCUCGAUCAUGCGCUUUUGUGGCAGGCAUCUGGCGGCGAUGCUGAUAAACGAGAGGGUUUCCCUUAUUUUUCGUGGGCUGGCUCUGAAGGUACAGCCGACAGUCCCUACUGGUUGCAUCCUUACCAAACUGGCAAUUUGGUGGACUGGUAUCACGUUGAAGAUGAUAAGUAUGUGAAUCAUGAUAAUCACAACUUAUCCAAGCGAAAAUUCGCUUCCAAUAUGCCCCCUAGACCUUCAUCGCCGUUCAGCCUGUGGACAGUGACGCAACGUGCCUCCUUUCGUCUUUCCGAUGAAGCGGCCGACCUCGUAGAGUCCGACUGGAUGCCCGAUUCCAACCACCAUUGGAUUCUGGACGACAACCACCGGAAGGCUGGACUAAUACUUGUAAGUAAUGCGUGGAAGGCGCAGCAGGCUGGGGCAGCGAUGUCGAGCCACGACUUCAUCGCCCUUUCACGGGCCCGACGGGCUAGGAUCCAGUCCGUGACUACUUUUGACGAGGCUUAUUUCACACAGCGAGAGUGGUGCUUACUGAAUGUGAUGCUGGUCCGUUGGAUCAAGAGUGGUGUGGCGGAAAGGGUGGCAGUGGGCACGAUCCAUUACGAGGCGUGGGCGCAAGGCCAGGUACAAACUAUUGGCGUAGAGCUUGUAUAA
This is a messenger RNA of Periconia digitata, 2089 nucleotides long. The record is from the annotation of a GenBank genome assembly. Lineage: Eukaryota; Fungi; Ascomycota; Dothideomycetes; Pleosporales; Periconiaceae.